Cimex lectularius (bed bug) is the source of this 834-nucleotide messenger RNA. RefSeq lists its product as uncharacterized. The transcript is spliced from 3 exons. The coding region runs from base 193 to 756 and encodes 187 amino acids. The record is from RefSeq and is a predicted model, not a curated record. Gene Ontology annotation, biological process: lipid transport. Gene Ontology annotation, cellular component: extracellular region. Gene Ontology annotation, molecular function: lipid binding. NCBI's taxonomy places the organism in Eukaryota, Metazoa, Arthropoda, Insecta, Hemiptera, Cimicidae.
UCUAUUUUCCCGUUAAAAGGACAAGGGGGCUGGGUGUAAAGAGAUUCAAAAGCCCCCACGUUAAUCUCCCAUAGAAACACCGCCACCGGGGGAUAACCUUCGGCCCUAAUCCGUUCAAGAUUAGAUUAAAGAAGACCGUUUCCUCGUUUAUAAAAGGCCCGGGUUGGGACCUGCCGGACGUCAGUCGCCAACAUGAACCCGAUCUACUUCGUUUUCGCAGCCAUCCUCGUCGUCCAGUGUAGUGCUGAGACGCCGGUCGAUACCCUCCAGGAGUUCGUGAAGCAAGGCCAGGCAAAGAUCGACGAGGCAGUGGACGCUUUCAAGAAGGAGGUCGGCCUCUCCAAGAACCCCGACGGCGCCGAGAUCGUCAAAGUCGUCCGGGAGCAGAACGACAAGCUCUUCGCCAACUUUGAAGAGGCGAAGAAAAAACUCGAGGACCAGCUCAAGUCGAGGCCCGAGUUGAACGAUGCCGUCGCACAGGUAAAGGCGAAGCUGGACGAGCUGGGAGCCGACCUGAGGGAAAAGUCACCGGUCGCCUUCGACAACGUCCAGAAGUACGGGGACGAGCUGAAAUCCUUUUGGGAGACGUUCACCCAGAGCAUGGAACAGCAGUACAAGAGCUUCACCAAGAAGGGUGGCAAGAGAGAUGAGGUGGAGAACUUCUUCAAGGACGUCAUCGACAAGGGAGCAUCCCUCGCCAAAGAACUACAGACCAAAGUCGAAGAGACUGUCAGGAAACACCAAGAAUCAAAUUAAACGGCAAGAAAUAUCUACAAACAUGGUUUUUUUAUAAGUUUUAUAACUCAAUAAACGCAAUUUUGCAAUGAAAACACA